GUCCUUACUUGCAAUUCAUUUUCGAAAGAAUCAAGUUGGUUGCUUUUAUUGAAAGUCUGCAGUCUGAAAUUAAUUGAAGUGAAGAAUAUAAAGGCCUUGCUUACUCUUGACCAAUCUCAGUGGAAUUCAAGAUUCUAUAGAGUUAAAUAAUUAAGUGGCUUUGAAUUCAAAGGAGUCGAGGACUUCAAGAGCACGGUCGAAUUUUAAGGUUUCUAAAAGCAUAUCUCUGUACAUAUAUUCUUGUUUAAAAAAGAAAAUUUUUUAAGUAGAAGAGAAGGGGCGAAAACAUGUCUGACUCGAAGGACGAGGCCCUGCUAAAAUCCUUUAAAACGCAGCUAAAGGAUAACGUCCUAAGCAUGUUGCUCAACUUUGAGGAGCUCCUUAAAUUAGUUUCCCCGAGGACUCCGGGCCAAAUCACAAAUGAUACAGAACAAGAAUUGAAUGCUUUUGAAAUGCAGGUGCGUGCUGGCAAUUUCGUUCGCGCAGGAGAAGCUCUAAUUAAGCUAGUCCAUGAUGUCAAGGAGUAUCAGAUUAUUUACGAUUAUUCCAACAUCGAAGAGGAAAUGGAUAGACAAUCGGAGGCAAUGCAUGCCAAGGUGACCGAGUAUGACCAAACACUUAUCAAAAUGGUUAAGGAUUUGGAAGAGGAGCUGUCCGAACUGGAGUACGAGUACUACGAAAAGAGCGGUGGACCUGACUUGGAUUCAAAGGAUUUACUUGUUUAAUUAUAAAUGAUAUAUUUUUUAUCCAUUCGUAAAGGAUAACCACUGUAAACAAAAAAACGAUAAAUAAACAAUUUUUGCCCCAGUG
Molecule: messenger RNA, 810 nt
Organism: Drosophila melanogaster (fruit fly)
Lineage: Eukaryota; Metazoa; Arthropoda; Insecta; Diptera; Drosophilidae
Exons: 2
Coding region: 288-725 (145 amino acids)
Biological process (GO): regulation of transcription by RNA polymerase II
Cellular component (GO): nucleus; mediator complex
Molecular function (GO): transcription coregulator activity
Source: RefSeq, marked reviewed